Molecule: messenger RNA, 2668 nt
Organism: Octopus bimaculoides (California two-spot octopus)
Lineage: Eukaryota; Metazoa; Mollusca; Cephalopoda; Octopoda; Octopodidae
Product: forkhead box protein F1
Biological process (GO): regulation of transcription by RNA polymerase II; animal organ morphogenesis
Cellular component (GO): nucleus
Molecular function (GO): DNA-binding transcription factor activity, RNA polymerase II-specific; RNA polymerase II cis-regulatory region sequence-specific DNA binding
Source: RefSeq, a predicted model, not a curated record
UAUAUAUAUAUAUAUUUUUAGUAUAUUUAUAUUUGUAGUAUAUCAUAUAUUUUUGUAGAAUGUUAUAUACAUUUGUUGAAUAACAUGUAUAAUAUACUAUGUAUUAUGUAUAUAUAUAAGGUUAGAUAAAAUAACCUAUAUUUGUAAUAUAUAGUAUAUAUGUAUAUACAUAACGUUAACUUUUUCUUUCAUAUUGAAAAUAUUUUAGCUUAACACGUUAUGAUAAAUUGAUAUUAGGUAUUUCCUUAAUUAUACAAUAUAUAUAUGAGUGUAUAUAUUGUAAUUAUACAUAUAUAAUAUAUAGAUAAAGAUUGAAUAAUUGUUUUACACUUUACAUACAUUAUAUAUAUAGCUGUUAUACCUCCCAUAAUGUAUUUAGUUUAAAAAAACAAAACAACUGUUUUAUUUCUGUCAACGAGAACCAGUAUAGAAUAACACUUACUGUAUUGAUGAUAAUAACAAUAAGUUAAACAUCAACAAUAACAUCAACAACAACAACACAUCGUUAACAACUACAGCAACAACAAUCACAUCAAAUAUUCGUCGCCAUUAACCAAAGAAAAAAAAAUUAUGGAUGACAAAAGUCUGGAUGACAGGACUAUCAGCAAUGGAACUGCAAAACCCAGCUCGGAAUUACCUCCAAUUGAGACUUUGGAUUCUGCAGGACUGAUAGCGAUGAAAAUGGAACCAGUGAGUUCGGUAAAUGAUGAAGCAGACGACACACCAAGUACAACAACUUCGUUACCAGAAUCUACAUCUCCUGGUUCUAAAUCUUCGAAAAAAGCCGGGGUUGGAAUUCGGAGACAGGAAAAACCCCCCUAUUCUUACAUUGCCCUUAUUGUGAUGGCAAUCCAAGCGUCACCUUCCAAAAGAUGUACGUUAAGUGAGAUUUACCAAUUUCUUCAGCAACGAUUCCCGUUCUUUCGCGGUACUUAUCAAGGAUGGAAGAAUUCUGUGCGUCAUAAUUUGUCUUUGAAUGAAUGUUUUAUAAAACUUCCUAAAGGUCUUGGACGACCCGGUAAGGGCCAUUACUGGACCAUCGACCCAGCUGCCGAAUUCAUGUUUGAAGAAGGUUCAUUUCGACGUAGGCCUCGUGGGUUCCGACGCAAAUGCCAACUAAAACCUUUCGGUAUGUUGAAUGGUCUCGGUGCCCCGGCACCACCAAUGCUGGGUCAUUCCCAUUAUGACCUGUUACAUCAGAAUAACGGAAUGCCACAGAUGAACAUGCCCUGUUCAGUAAACAGCACCAUGCCGGUCACUUACGAUAAUGGUCAAGUAGUCAAUCCAAUGAUGAGCGCCAUGAACGCCGGAUUAUACGGCGGCGGCGCCAACAUGCCCAACCCCAACGGCGUCCCACAACAUAACAACAAUACCAGCUGCAACUUUGGGUCACGAUUCGGUUCUAGCUGCGCCAUGACAGUGCCACCCACAAUGACACAAGACUAUGGACAUUUAAAUAGUGCAACAAACAAUGUCGCUCUAGGCUCAGGGAUGUACGAUCGAGAUACGGCCACAUCUAACCCAACAGCUUCGUGGCAAACCCAACGAUACAUUAAACAACAGCCACUCAGUCCUACAGGCAGUACGGGUUCAAUUCACAGCAUUUCUCCAGCCAGUAGUGAACAUACCCCCCACACACCUUAUGGAUCACUGGGAGGUAACAGUGAACCCGUAGACUUGGCGUUAGCAGUGGGACAGCUGAACAAAUAUGUGGACACCCCUAUGAUACCCGACCUGAACCUAGCCAACCGCCUGGUGCACCACCCCAGCUACGACCUACCCUACCUCUAUAGGGCCGCUCAUUGAGCCACAGGCAGCCACAGACCUAAACAAUGCAACCAUCACUACUACCAUAAGCAUUAUCAGCUUCACCACCACAACAACCACCCAGGGGUGGACUAUACUCAUAACUGACAAAGAGGUCGUAUUUUCAUCUAGCUACCCAUAUACCCGAGCUGGACGCUAAUCUUACACGGCAUCUCUUUCUCUGUAUUCUUUUACAUGCCACAUAGACGGACUGCAUUUUCACAUGUGACGUUGGAGGACUGUACUCUUUAAUGGCACCUGUGUGGACUGUACUCUCACAUGGAACCGGUACUCCAUCAACAUGACACGUAGAUAACUAUACUCCCACAUGGAAACCAUGUACACAGGCUGGAGAGUACUUUCUUACACUACAUGCAUACAUAUAUAUACAGACAACUUGUUGGACUGUGUACUUAUAUGCGACCAAAUUAAGUAAAUAUGAACUGUACUUCUUCAUGGUACCUAUUAACAACUUGUUUAAAAUGAGCCGUUGAGUUUUUUGCGUAUUAACUAUGCUAAAAUCUCAGCAUAAUAGACUCCUAAUACACGCACACACGUGCUCGAAGACCGACACAACCUUACACUUAUCGAUACCCUUACACGGUCACAUAUUUACAUACAUCUAUACUGAUACGUACCCAUAUGUAUACACACAUACAUACACACAUACACACACACAUAUAUACAUACAUACAUACAUACAUACAUACAUACAUACAUACAUACAUACACACAUACACAUGUUUAGAGACAGUGUGACUUGAGUACUGUUUAGUUUUCUAUUAAAAUUGAAAUGAAAAUAUACAAUUAAAACAAUUCACUGAUACACACACACACACACACACACACACACACACACAUA